Molecule: messenger RNA, 954 nt
Organism: Leptomonas pyrrhocoris
Lineage: Eukaryota; Euglenozoa; Kinetoplastea; Trypanosomatida; Trypanosomatidae
Exons: 1
Coding region: 1-954 (317 amino acids)
Biological process (GO): peptidyl-proline hydroxylation to 4-hydroxy-L-proline
Cellular component (GO): endoplasmic reticulum
Molecular function (GO): iron ion binding; procollagen-proline 4-dioxygenase activity; L-ascorbic acid binding
Source: RefSeq, a predicted model, not a curated record
AUGAUCAGCUACAACAACAUCAUUGAGAAGGGGGAACCGGAGAACAAGGAAAUCAUCGACCAUGUUCUCGACAACAUGACGGAGGUUUCUCAACCAACGCUGGUGCCCAUGGGCGAUGGCUCAACGGACUGCAUUGUCUUGGAGAACCUACUCACGCAUGAAGAGUGCGACCUGCUGGUCGCGGCGUGCGAGAAAGUGGGCUACUCCUUCUGGCAUCAAAAGAGCCACAACGAUGUGGACGGAGAGGUGAACUGCGAUGCCGCCUCCAAGGCGGUGCGCGUGGUGGACACGAUCGAGGCGAACUUCCCGCACCUAUCCGCUAAACUGUACGAGCGGAUCUCGCGUGUCGUCAACUUGGAGCCAAAGACCUUUUCCGAAGACAUGCCAAACGCGGACGAGCUGUACGAACGCGACAUUGAGGGGACCUGGGUGCCGCACGCGCUCGCGGAGAACCUCCUCCUUGGGCGCUACCACCCAGGCGGCCACUUCAUGCCCCACGUCGACGGCUCCACCAUUGUCGACCUCAACACGCGGUCCUUCUACACCCUCCUUAUUUACCUCAACGACGUCCCACACGGUGGCGAGACCUUCGUUUUUGCGGGAGAGCAAUGCAAGGUGAUGUAUCUGGACGAGAAGGACCACAAAUACCGCGGCAGCGCUACCCAGCGGGUGGGGGCGGUGCACCCGAAGAAGGGCUCUGCUGCGUUCUUUUACUACAGCCUGCUGCACGAGGCGGCACCAGUGGAGGAAGGGCAGAAGUAUAUCUGCCGAGCCGAUCUGCUUUACCGUCGCACCCCGGCUAUUUACACGUCGGAGCAAGACAUCAAAGCCUUCAACCUCUAUCAGGAAGCCCGGCUUGCUGAAAGCAGCGGCGAUGCGCAACGCGCCUGUGAGCUCUUCCAGCGCGUCGGCAAGCUCUCCAAGGGUGUGGCCGCCAUCUACCAGGUCGACUAA